UACCUUUGUCGUCAGGUGGAGCGCCCGUCUAGGAAGCGGCGCGACUCCUUCGGUAUGCUGGACGGUUUGGAGGAGGACCGGAGCAGCUGCAGCACCGAGUCCAGCGGGGGAAGCGGAGCCUCCAGCCCCGAGGACAGCGACGAAGAGGAGCUGGGAGGAGGAGGAGGAGGAGGAGGGUUGACACAACUCACCCCCUCCUCCUCCUCCUCCCUGACGCUCAUCAAGACCAACGGGCAGCUGUACACCUACCCUGAUGGAAAGGCCGGCAUGGCGACCUGUGAGAUGUGUGGUAUGGUGGGUGUCAGAGAUGCUUUCUACAGUAAAACCAAACGUUUCUGCAGCGUCUCCUGCUCUAGAAGUUACUCCUCCAACUCCAAGAAGGCCAGCAUCCUCGCCAGACUGCAGGGGAAGCCACCCACUAAGAAGGCCAAGGUUCUGCAGAAACAGCCUCUGAUGACCAAACUAGCUGCCUACGCUCAGCAGCAGGCCAACCAGCAGAGUGGUGUCAAGAAAAGCGUUUGUUGUGUGUUUGCUGCAGUAACUGUGGAGGUGUUUGACUGGGGUCGUUACCUUGGAGACGGAGAUGUGAUGGGAGCACCGGUCAGCUGCUUCAAACAUGUCUCGAUGGGAAAGUCGUGGGGCGAUGUCAGCGAAGGCGUACGAGUCGAAGUCCCAAACACUGACAGCGGUCUGCCCAUGAAGGUUUACUGGAUUGCUGGCAUCAUCAAACUGGCUGGUUUUAAGGCCUUGCUGAGGUACGAGGGCUUCGACAGCGACUCCACCAGAGACUUCUGGUUGAACCUCUGUGUGCCAGACAUCCACCCGGUCGGCUGGUGCGCUGCUGGAGGAAAACCUCUGGUCCCCCCUCAGAGUCCAGGACAGUAUGCAGGUCCCGUUUAAGAAGCAGAUGAGGGUGGAGGUGGUGGAUAAAACUCACCUGUGUCGCACUCGGGUGGCUCUGGUUGAACAGGUGAUCGGUGGUCGGCUCCGUCUGGUGUACGAGGAGUGUGAAGACGGGACGGACGACUUCUGGUGUCACAUGUACAGUCCUCUGAUCCACAGCAUCGGCUGGUCCCGAUCUAUCGGACACCGCUUCAAACGAUCUGAUGUGUCAAAGAAGCUGGGCGGUCUGAUGGAUGCUCCUGGGCAGCUGUUUGCCAAGGUGAAGGAGGUGGAUCAGAGCGGCCCCUGGUUUGAAGAUGGGAUGAAGCUGGAAGCCAUCGACCCUCUGAACCUGUCUGCCAUCUGCGUGGCCACAGUCAGGAAGGUCCUGGCAGACGGGUACCUGAUGAUCGGUAUCGACGGCUCGGAGGCGGCCGACGGUUCAGACUGGUUCUGUUAUCACUCCACCUCUCCCUCCAUCUUCCCCUCUGGCUUCUGUGAGAUCAACAGCAUCGAGCUGACCCCCCCCAGAGGUUACACCAACCUUCCCUUCAGAUGGUUUGAGUAUCUGAAGGAGACCAAGUCUGUGGCUGCUCCCGUCAACCUCUUCAACAAGGACGUCCCUAACCACGGUUUCCGUCCCGGCAUGAAGCUAGAGGCCGUGGACCUCAUGGAGCCCAGGCUGGUCUGCGUCGCCACGGUGACCCGCAUCGUCCACAGGUUGCUACGGAUACACUUUGACGGCUGGGAGGACGAGUACGAUCAGUGGGUGGACUGCGAGUCGCCUGACCUGUACCCGGUUGGCUGGUGUCAGCUGACCGGGUAUCAGCUGCAGCCUCCUGCUGUCAACGCAGGCUCCAGAGAACUGCAGUCAGCAGCAUCCAAACAGAGGAAGAAAUCCCAGCAGUACAAAGGACAGAAGAAGAAGAGGAAGUUGGCCAUCACUAAGCGACCCGUCAGCCUCUCCGGCGUCGUGGUAACCGGCGUCCCCAGGAGCCUAUCGGGAGACGAGAACGAGACUCCGCCCGAUUACCCAUCACCCCCUACUCCUGCCUCAGCGGCCCAGCCCCCCUCCGCUGACCCCGAGAGCAGCCCGAACACGGAGGGGGGGGCAGCUUCACAGAUUAAAGAAGAGAACCUGGAAGGAACUGAAUUAUCUUCUGAACGGACUGAAACAGAAACCAACGGAUCAUCUGGAGAAUUCUUCACCAGCAAGGACCAGUAGGCGUCAUCCAUUGUUCUCUUCCUUCAUCCAUCUCUUGCAAUACUCAUGAAAUCAUCUACUGUGAUAAGAUCAGGUUUUUAUUUUUAUCUUUUGGACACACUAAAUGAUGCAUUACGCUUCAGUCCAAAACCCUUUUUUUAUCCUCUGUGAACACGACUGCUGACCUUCCUCCACCUCAACAUCCACAGUGUUUACUCCUCAGUCUAUCUCUUGGUGCCCGGUCAGACCAGAGACUCAUUAUAUUGAAUACAAAAAUUAAGUAUUUAGCCAAUUUUCCCCACAUUUUUUUUAUUGAAAUUACUUUUCAAGUAAAUAAAAUGUGAUUCUAGCUAUGACGCUGCAUGUAUGAGUAAAUGCGAAGCUCAUUGGCGAUACUGUAGCUAGCUACAGUAGCCCAUCAAGCUAUCUAGCUGCCAACUGCCAGUUAGGAAGCUGGCUAGCUCUACAAUCUAGAUGCUUUAGCAGCAACCAAAAGCUUGAAGCUGAAGUUGGUUUGUCAAAUAUUUUGAUUCGAGCCUAGUGGACAUUGGAACGGUCAAUUGUUGUUGAAGUUUCACUCAAAUGAUGACAUGAUCUGUUAAUUACAGUCAAUUGUUUUACUGAAGGUGUUUUGUCUUCUCAUUAUUAUUCUCAGAAUUUAACGUUAUCGUUGCUUUUUGUUCUAAAAGUCUGUUUGAACAUGCUACCAUUAGCCAGCCACGGUAGGCUACCAAGUUAGCUAGUUUGUCAACUGCCAAUAAAGACGAUAGCUAGCUCGUUGCUAACAGGAUUAAAACUAAACACUGUUUAUUCAAGAGAUUUAUUAUUUAUGAGCCAAUCCCUGUCAUUUCUUUUUAAAGAAAUUGAGGUCAUGCUGGUCUGACCGGGUCCUUACUUUUCAUGUCCAAAACUCCCUCAUCUCCCUUUUUUGACUUAACCAAGAACAAAAUACCAGUUUGACAGUGUGGGAAAAUGUUUAACUACACACUCUGUUAGACUCUUCUGACUGAGCAACAAGGGCAAAAAAGACCAGAAUAAAAGAAGAAGAGGAAGGAGAACAGAUACGCCAAACAGCAGCGUUAAUCAUCUUUGGUUCCUCGGAGGAAAAAAAGGAAUCGACAGGAAAAAAAAAAAACAUGAGAAACUUUUUUAUGAAGAUUUUUUUAACGCCAAGAUCUUUGUUGUUUGUACGUGUUCACGUGGUGUGUUCAAGGGUCAAAACUCUUGACGUAAUAAUAAUAAUACUGGAUGCUGUGUAAUGUCAUGUUGAGAUUAGCAGUCAUUUAAAAAUGUUGUAUGAGUGUUAAUGUGUGUGUGAGUGCUGCGGUUUGGAUUCUGGAAACAAGAACCCCGUUAGAGCCACGGCAGUUAAUUGGUUUUGUUUUUUGAACCACUGCUGGCAGUUUGCGUUGUUACAGAGUCAGUUAGAAAUGCUUUCAAACAAUGAGAUAAUCUAUUAGCUGCAGUAUAUUGUUCCGAUGUAUUGAGCAUCAGUUUGUUGGAAAGUUUAAAACCAGCCAAAUGUGAGUGAAGUUUGGAUGAAAAUACGUCCUCCUCGUCGGCAAAGAAACACACUUUUUGUUGUAAACAUCUGUUAGCUACAGGGUUCUGUCAGAGCAACUGCAGUUAAUCAAUGUCCAAACAAUCGCAAUGACUAAUGAUUAAUGUAGGUUGUUUAAAAUGUUCAGUACUGGUUUGAUUCAAUAUUUGAGUUUCAGGACCGCCAAAAGCCAAAAAAGUCUAAUUAGUACAAAAUGUAAGAGUAAUAAAACAGUUAUUUUACCUAAGAUUGGUUCUUAGUGAUGCAGUGACUCCUCUCAUGGCUAGUCUGUGAGUUACUUUAGUUGGAGUCAUUCCAUUUUUCCAAAAAAAAAACAAUUGUCUGAAAAAUGUAAAAAAGUACUUUUGAUGCCUAAACUGCCACCGUUUAACCACGUGUUUAUUAUUGUUACCAUGAUGAUGGAACACAUCCAAAUUCACAAAGAUCUUCUGGGCAAAAACCUCCAGGGAGUGUUUGUAUUUCUGGAAAAUACUUUGGAGAAAGGGCUGCUUGUUUUCAGACAACAGGCUGUCAGACAAAUUGAAAAUGAAGAAGGGAAGAAAAGCUCUCCAAGCUAGCUUUAAAGCUAACUGUGAGUUAGCAAGCUUGUUAGCUCAGUUGCUAAUAAGUUCACAGGUUAUUAAAGUGAUAUAUCUGUAGCAUUUGGCUCCUAAAUCAUGUCUCUAUUGUACAACCUUUAACAUUUGACAACAUUGGCUUCUUUUUUUUAAUGAAAACAAAAAACGUCCCCUCGGUACUGAAACUCUGGUAUUGAACAACCAGCUCUAAUAUUUAACAUUAUUUGAUAUUCAGAAAGAACUGAUGACCAAUAUAGUGUCACAGAUCAGUAAUAAUUAAUAAAUGAAGACAGAUACUCAAUUUCUUUGUAAAUUAUUAUUGUUUUUAUUAUUAUUAUUGUGGCGGCUGCAGUGUGAGAGUCUACAGAUUCUGGCUUCUUCUGAUUUUUACUCCCUGUUUUAUUUUAAAAAUAUCUCACUGAAAGUUGUACUGGGAUGUUUCCAGUAGUCACCAGUGUGUUUAUACUGGGCAGCUCUAUGGUCCCAUGUGUGGAACUUAUAAAUGUGAAGCAGGGUGUUGAUGAAGAAACUUCCCUCGAUAAAUAAAAGUUAAUUGUAGUUUAGCAACUAACAGUAAUUAUGUCUUGACGUGAAAACUAUUGAUACCUCACAAAAAGUUUAUUAAUGAUUAAAAAAAUCUAUUAAAGGUUGGAAAAACAAAAUGCUAUAAUAUGGUAUAAUAGAGAUUAUUUAAAAAACGCUGGAGUAUAUUUGAUUGUAAAAGAUUCUAGUAAUAAUUAUCAUCAGAUUAUUAAACUGUUCUAAAAAAUAGACUUUAUUGAUCCCACGCCAUAUUAAAUAUGGUAGAUUUAAGUCAUUUAUCAUAUACAGGAGGGCAUUGCAUUCACCAAAGUUAUUUCGUAUUUAUGACCAUAAUUACUUCAAACUUUGGGAUGGGAAUUGAUAAGAUUGUAUUGAUCCUAGUGUCAUUGUUGAUUCUUUAUCGAUUCCCUUAUUGAUUCCUGCAUACACAAGUUUUCAGUAUCAACGCCCGCAACAGUUUUAUUGUCUUCAAAUCGGAACAAAGUGUAGAAACAGAGUAAGAAAACGCUUUGUUUGCUGAAGGAAUUGAUUAGUUCGGAGGUGUACGAUUCCAAUGGAUCAGGCGAUUUGGAACCGGUUCUCGAUUCCCAUCCUUAUUCUCAGCUGAGUUCAGAUUAAACGGUAGCAUGCUAACGGUAGCAGACUCAUUACAGUCCUCCUAACAUAUCAGCAUGCUACUGUGCUAAAGUUAGCACAUUAUGGAGACUAAGGAGAGGAUUUUAGAAAUGCUAAGUAAAAAGUAACUUUGGAAACAAUAAAAUAUAUACAAAAUAUAUAAAAAUGGACAAAUUAACAAUUAAGUUAACAUUAGUGUACAAAAGUAAAAUAUAUAUGGACUAAAUUAUCUAUAGUCUGCCUGGAAAUGUAAUAAUAAGCAGCAACAAAACAUUCCCAUUCCCAGUUGAGUUCAGAUUAAGGAUUAGCAUGUUGUUAUGUUAGCAUGCUAACGUGCUAAAGUUAGCACAUUAUGAAGCAUUUCAGAAAAGAGAUGAAACCACCGCCUCUGUAUGUCGGGACGGCCAAACUGAAAAAAGAAAAAGAUGCCUUAGAACGUGUGUUUCUGUGAACGCGACUGAACAAAGACUUGAGGGAAAGUGUCGGAUUACGUUUGCUGGUGUCGACAGUAACGGCUCAACAAUGUCGGCGCCACUUGAUUUAAACCUUUUCUAUUUGUGAUGUUGAGUGUUAGUUUUGUCUGUGUAAAUCUGAACACGUCAGGAGUUUGUAGCCACAAUAAGACGGCAGUAAUGUCCUUUAUAAAUGUCAUGAGUGAUUUUUUUUUAUGUGUGCAUUUGAUUCAAGCUCCAGCCCUUUUUUGUGUCUCUGGAUGCAGUUAUAAUGACCACGACCCAAAUCUCUCCAUUAUUAUCCCUGAUGUGAUCAGAAGGAGGUCCCCAACUAUUUAUAAUAUUCAGUAAAUGUGGCUGGUUGACAGUCCAGCUACAUUAGACCGCACAACUACAGAGUAAACGACAAUCUAUUCUAAUUAGUCGUGUUAAUUUUGUCAAUGAAAAACUGACAGAAAAUUAGAAAACCUAAAUAAAAAGUAACUGUAAAGCUUAAAAAUGUUAUUGAACAAAAACAAAUGAACGUUAACAAUUAAAUUAACAUUAGUUAACAAAACUAAAAGAUUUAUGGACAAAAUCAUAGUCCGACCGGAAAUUAUUCAACAAACAGCAACAGAACUGCUGGGAUAAAACAUGAAAUUAUAAAAAGGUAACGUUUUAAAAAAGUCAGGUUUUUUUAGCCUUUGCACAUCAAGUCCACAUUUUUCUAAGGUAUUUUUUUUUUAAACCUUAAUUCAAUUAAAUAUGUUACACAUAGAAACCUUCCACACUGAAUCCGAUGAUUUGUUAAAUUAGAUUUUGAAAUCCACAAUACAAGACGGAGCCGUGAGGAUAAUUUUUGUCUCACUAGUAGAAAAAGAAAACAGGAAUAUCGGGUUCAAGUUGUCAAACGAGGAGAGUUUGACCUGCUUUGAAAAAGUUUCAUCCAUCAAUAAAGUUUUCAGGAGUGGGUGUGUAAAUAUAAUUGGUUCAAUGUGAGGUCGUAUUUAUUUUUUAACAUUUGACAAUUUGAGACAAAGAACAAUGGACUUGGUGUGCAAAAUAUGGAAGCCCAUUUCUGCCAAUGUGAUAGGGGAAAAAGAUUCUGUAAGUCAUUA
Morone saxatilis (striped sea-bass) is the source of this 6911-nucleotide messenger RNA. RefSeq names its product MBT domain-containing protein 1-like. Gene Ontology annotation, cellular component: nucleus. Gene Ontology annotation, molecular function: zinc ion binding. The record is from RefSeq and is a predicted model, not a curated record. NCBI's taxonomy places the organism in Eukaryota, Metazoa, Chordata, Actinopteri, Moronidae. Gene Ontology annotation, biological process: regulation of DNA-templated transcription.